This is a messenger RNA of Chrysochloris asiatica (Cape golden mole), 1437 nucleotides long. It is a transcript of the gene ESS2, whose product is annotated as DiGeorge syndrome critical region gene 14. The coding region runs from base 1 to 1437 and encodes 478 amino acids. Gene Ontology annotation, cellular component: catalytic step 2 spliceosome. The record is from RefSeq and is a predicted model, not a curated record. Lineage: Eukaryota; Metazoa; Chordata; Mammalia; Afrosoricida; Chrysochloridae. The transcript has 10 exons.
AUGGAGACGCCGGGGGUUUCAGCCCGGGACCUGUUGCUUUCCACCGCUCCCGGACCUGGGCGGAAACGCACGGCGGAGGCUGCCUCGGGGAUUGCGAGGAGCAAGCAACAGGUCUUGGACGAGGAAGAGUACAUCGAGGGCCUCCAGGCAGUCAUUCAGAGAGACUUCUUUCCUGACGUAGAGAAGUUACAGGCACAGAAGGAGUAUCUAGAGGCAGAGGAGAAUGGGGACCUGGAGCGGAUGCGCCAAAUCGCCAUCAAGUUCGGCUCUGCCUUGGGCAAGAUGUCCCGAGAGCCCCCACCCCCCUAUGUAACUCCAGCCACGUUUGAAACUCCUGAGGUGCACACAGGCCCUGGCUUGGUGGGCCACAAGCCCCGGUCCCGGGGCCGAGGACCAGAGGAUGGAGAGGCAGGAGAGGAGGAGGAGAAGGAGCCUCUGCCUAGUCUGGAUGUCUUCCUGAGUCGGUACACGAGUGAGGACAAUGCCUCAUUCCAGGAGAUCAUGGAGGUCGCCAAGGAGAAGAGCCGAGCCCGUCACGCCUGGCUUUACCAGGCUGAAGAGGAGUUUGAGAAGAGGCAGGAAGAGAAUCUUGCCCUUCCAUCAGCUGAGCACCAAGCCAUCGAGAGCAACAAGGCUGGAGUGGAGACUUGGAAGUACAAGGCUAAAAACUCCCUUAUGUACUACCCAGAGGGUGUCCCCGAUGAUGAAGAGCAGAUGUUCAAGAAGCCUCGGCAAGUGAUGCAUAAGAACACACGCUUUCUCAGAGACCCAUUCAGCCAAGCUCUGAGCAGGUCCCAGCUCCAGCAAGCAGCUGCCCUCAAUGCCCAGCACAAACAGGGCAAAGUGGGCCCUGACGGCAAGGAGCUGAUCCCCCAGGAGUCCCCCAGAGUGGGUGGAUUUGGAUUUGUUGCCACUCCUUCUCCUGCCCCUGGUGUGAACGAGUCCCCUUUGAUGACUUGGGGUGAAGUCGAGAACACACCCUUGAGAGUAGAAGGACCGGAAACAUCUUACGUGGACAGGACUCCAGGGCCAGCCUUUAAGAUCUUGGAGCCUGGACGUCGGGAGCGACUAGGGCUGAAGAUGGCCAAUGAGGCUGCCGCCAAGAACCGGGCCAAGAAGCAGGAGGCCUUACGGAGAGUGACGGAGAACCUGGCCAGCCUCACUCCCAAAGGCCUGAGCCCAGCCAUGUCCCCAGCCUUGCAACGUCUUGUGAGCAGGACAGCUAGCAAGUACACAGACCGGGCCCUGCGGGCCAGCUACACUCCAUCACCAGCGCACUCAACCCACCUCAAGACCCCAGCUGGGGGCCCCCAGACCCCCAGGAGCACACCAGCUCCGGGCUCUGCCACCCGCACUCCCCUCAUCCAGGACCCAGCCUCCAUCACGGACAACUUGCUGCAGCUGCCUGUCCGGCGCAAGGCCUCAGACUUCUUCUAG